Molecule: messenger RNA, 872 nt
Organism: Daldinia caldariorum
Lineage: Eukaryota; Fungi; Ascomycota; Sordariomycetes; Xylariales; Hypoxylaceae
Exons: 2
Coding region: 154-444 (96 amino acids)
Source: RefSeq, a predicted model, not a curated record
UCUUACCGGCACUCUCAGACAGCGUAUGUGCACCAUCUCAUUCCCAGUUCCGCCCAGCUCCUUUUCCGAUCCACCAAACAAAUAAUCAGAUUCAUUACUUUUACUAACCAGCCUUUGGUCAAUAUAGCACGUACAAUAGUGGAGGGAUCGGUAAUGGACUACGCGGUGGAGAAGUGCAAGGACUCCGAAGGCAAUACGCGGUGCUCGAAACCAUUCCUCGCCAUCAAGUCGACCUGCUACCAGUUCGAAUGGCGCACGCAAGGGACGCUCACGCAUACUACCGCCGAAGUCCGCGAUGUCAAGUCUAGCGAGAUAGUUUUCUAUCGCGAUACCAACGGCGAUUGGAGACCGGAAAGGGGGGAGCUCGUUUACCUCGAUUUUAAGCCCAAGGUCCCCGCAACCGGAAACCAGACCGUAGAUUAUAUUGUUCGAACUUGCGAAUGAACGGGAGCUACGGAGGGCGAUAAUUCUUACCUGCAUCAAUACGUAUUGUGUUUAGCAAAGAGAAGGCAGCUUGGAGUUAUUCUGGUAGAUUGGAUAAUACACUGUAAUAGGUACCUACCUUAUUAAUGGCAUUACGUAUGAUAAGUAACGAACUGUUGAUUGCUGAAAACAUGGUCUUGGGAACACCAAAAAGAAAGUGGACGACUGAAAUAUUGAAAACAUCCAACCCUAGAAAAAUAAAUGACAUGUCACACCCUAUGAGGUAGUUAGGCACCUAUACUGUGUCACUAACAAUGGAAAAUGUUAAAACAUAAAGCAAUGUUUCGCUCAUAAAACUCGUUAUUGUAUUGACUGACUGACUGACUGACUGACAUAAUACGAUCAUGAUUCAUUUCCAAACGGCACGAGGUACCUGUUCUGUUUCCGAC